CUAAAAUUAGGGAUUUCCGAUAUUCAUAUAAAGCUCAAAUCUUUCAGUUUUUGUGUUGCACACCCCAUAAUCAUAUCCUUCUUUCUCUGAACUCCAUUUCCAUCAGGAAGAGAAAUGUCUAAACCUUACCAGCAACUCUCUUCAUAUGUGUUCAUCUUCUUAUCAUUAGCCACCCUUUUCCAUCUCUCACAUGGAGAUGUUGGCACUGCAGCCCACUACAGUCCCCCAUAUUUACCAACUGCUUGUUUUGGUAAUGAUGAGUCGCAGUUCCCACCAAACAACCUGUUUGCGGCGGCCUCAGAGGGCAUAUGGGACAAUGGGGCGGCCUGUGGGAGACAGUACUUGGUGAGAUGCAUCAGUUCCAGUGUCCGAGGAGCUUGUCGUCCAGAUCAGACCAUUCGGAUUAAGAUUGUCGAUAGAGCAGCAAGCUCAGUUACUAGACCUUCAUCUGCUGGUGCAACUAUUGUUCUUUCUGAUACUGCAUUUUCUCGGAUUGCUCAAACUCUUGUAGCAUCUGUUAACAUAGAAUAUCAGCAGACUUGAAUCUUGAUGGAGCAUGAAGAGUUCAAGAACUUAAAGUGAAAUGAGUAUGUGGGUUUUCAUGUUUGAUUAAGCUGAUAGUAAUAUGUUUUGUUUUCUAAUCGAUAACAGAUCAGCAUUCUAAUUAAAUAAUAUAAUUUAUUUUGCAUAUAUUGUUCUCUAGAAAAUCC
Manihot esculenta (cassava) is the source of this 710-nucleotide messenger RNA. Its product is annotated as EG45-like domain containing protein. The coding region runs from base 115 to 543 and encodes 142 amino acids. The record is from RefSeq and is a predicted model, not a curated record. The transcript is spliced from 4 exons. NCBI's taxonomy places the organism in Eukaryota, Viridiplantae, Streptophyta, Magnoliopsida, Malpighiales, Euphorbiaceae.